Messenger RNA from Penicillium oxalicum, 3300 nucleotides. RefSeq lists its product as uncharacterized. The transcript has 8 exons. NCBI's taxonomy places the organism in Eukaryota, Fungi, Ascomycota, Eurotiomycetes, Eurotiales, Aspergillaceae. Bases 1 to 3300 code for a protein of 1099 amino acids. The record is from RefSeq and is a predicted model, not a curated record.
AUGGGUCAGAAGACCUUCUUUGCUCAACAAGAUGAGGCCUCCAAGCAACUGGCAAAGAACGGCUAUGUUUUUGGCGCUUAUGCGAAGGAGGAUGCUAUCAGACAAAAAGACAAAAGGAUACCCAAGACGAAGAAGAUGUAUUCCAGUGUUGUCCGUCGUUGGAUGGAAUUCUUUGAACAAAAUGGCAUCAAGGGCUAUGAGUUUGGGCCAGGAUGUGCGACUCCAGACUAUGUGCUCCUCAAAGAAUUUUUCCGCUGGUAUGGUCAUACCGCGCGAGGCAAGAAAAAAAGGCUGUUUGGUGGGUUUGAAGAAGAAUUGCAGAUCAAAAUUGUGAUGGAAGACAGGAGCGAGAUAUAUAAUUGGAUAAGGAGAACAUUAACAGGCAACGAAGGGUGGAUUGAGAAUGUUGAAGAUCCAGACCACAGUUUCACCAAGAAGGAUUUUCUCCGAGUGAUAUCAUCUAUAUGGAAAUCGGAUCAUCGCCGAUUCAUCCCCGGAUUACUUAAGGCUAUCAUCACGCUAGCUCUUCAACUAUAUCUUUUUACCGGAGCAAGAAUUGGAGCAUUUAUACCAGCCCAUGAGGAUAGAGACAAGAGAGGCCUAAGAUAUAAGGACAUAGAGCUGGUGUUAUUUCCAUCCCCUACGGCCCCUUGGAAGGUCGAGUGGAAAGUCAAUCAAGUCUGGUUAAAGAAUAAUCGAAACCCAGACUACACUGUGUUUGGAAUUGGAAUCCGUGAUACUAAGAAACCACAGUUCGCAUCUGGCUAUGUCCUUCUAGCUAUUGCCCUUCAGCAUGGUGCCCUAUUUGGUAUCAAUACAGCGGAAGACCUAGCGAAGUACGAUCUUUCAGAUGGACGCCCAAUUCCAUUACGCUGGAAGGAUGAGUAUCUGAAUAAGCCGGUGCUCAGAAAUGUCACGGCCGAUGGCCCACAAGAUGUCCCCCUCACCAAGGAGCGGUUUUGUGAGAUACUGCGUGGAAGAGUCACUGCUGCUGGAUAUAGCGAGAGUCUGACUAUUCAUAAAGUUCGGAAAUUUCUGGGAAGUGUAAUUGAAGGAAAGCAUGGUUCUGCCUUGGUAUCACAAAUAUACGGACACAAAGAUGCGGGAACAUAUCCUAAAGACUAUGUGUUACACUGCUCUUCGAUCGAUACCGUCUCAGCCGUUCUAGGCGAGGAAGACCAGUCAAGUCACAUUGAGUAUUUCCAAGGAUGUGAAAAAUUUUAUGAGCGCGGACUUCCAGGGGAGCUGCCAGCAGAGGUAGAGGAAAAAAUUCUGCUAAAGCCAGAAAUGGUUGAGAUCAGAAGUCGGAUCAAGGAGCUUGAAGCUCUAGGCGACAAAAUAUCCAUAAAUGCGGAGAGACUGAAAUACAGAAAGACCUUGGUUCGAUUCCGCCUUUCCGAGCUGAAGAAAUACCAAAGCAGCUGGAUACGGGAGAGAAGAGACCAAAGAAUUCUCAACAAAGGGAAAGACGAGCGGGCACUUGAUGAUGAUGACGUUUGCACACGUGUUCAAGCCUUGAUUAUGCCUGAUUUUGCGCGAAUUUCAACCUUGAUGAAUUUCGACGGCGAGCUUUCCUUCGAUGAAAUGCUCCUUUUUGUGGAAGACCUAAAAAAUCACUGUGAACGUGACUUUGAUGUGAUCUAUCUUCCACAAGAAAGCCCCGUUAAGGGUCGCUGCCCCGCUAGAGAUUGCAAUGAAGAGAUUACACGUCUGAAAAAAACCGAUAGGAGUACCCACAUUCACAACUGUGUUCGACGCGAGAUUGCUUUGAAUCAUCAAGUCUUGGAAUCAGAGUUGAAAUUUUGCUACGAGUGCAUGAAGUGGUUUCAGCUAAGUCACUGGCGAGACCACUGCUCUUUCCACAUCCAAUCAUGGGUAACUCGGCAAUGUGAGGUGAUCGUAUAUCGUCACACUGUGAUCCGCCCCGGCUACUGCCCUUUCUGUGUAUGGAACAACGAUCUUGCCGCCGAAGACCGCUUACACUACUGGCUGACCAGUGGUAAUUUGAGACAACACAUUGAAGAGCAACAUAUGAAUGGAAAUCAAAGUCAUGGAGAGAAGUCAAUAUGCGGAUGUGGCGAAAGUUUUGACGAAGAACGUGGCCUCCGACACCAUUUGCAUGACAUUCACAAGCUAAACAAAGCCAUAUGGCUAAGUCCAAAGCGCCAGAGGAAGAGAAGGAAUACCUGCAAAGCGGAAUCGCGAAAAUCUUCAGAAGAGCCAGAGGAGCGAUGCUCGAAAAGAGUUCGGUUCUACCGCUAUCCGCCUCCACGUCACGAACAUGAGUAUCAACUUUCAAACACCAUUUUCAUUCCAGUUCCCACAUUGCAUGCCUUUGUUGAAGAACAUCCCGAGCAAUAUUAUUGUUCAAGUUUGAGCAGUAAGGCAACUCAAAGCAGCGGAAGUAGCUCAGGUAGUCUCUGCUCUUCUGCAACAAUUUCUCCGCUCAGCUCGCGACCAACAACGCCUGGUUUGGAUGUGAUUGAUCCAAGAAUCCUCACCCCAUUGGAUUUCUACCAAGCCCGGAGACCUCAGCUUUAUGGCCAAGAUUACUCGGAGACGGAUGUCCUUGAAAUACCACCAGAUGGACAAGAUAUCAAAUGCCAAACCCUCAGCGUCGGAGCCCAUACAGGGGCUCCAAUUCGAAUUACUGCUGAUCAAUCCACUACCGGUCUUGAGACCAUUGGUUCUUGCUCUCUCGAGCCAGCCGAGAAGAACACAAAUGAUGGAUACAAAGAUCGUGGUGGUGUUACCAACCAGCUACAGUUAUCUAGCCAAUCAUCAAUCGAGACCAACGCCAUAGAGAAGGCCACAGGAGUAAAUUCUAUGGAUUUGCACAUUCUGGGGGUGUCUACUACUGGCUUUACCGCAAGUGAAGCAAACGAGGAAAAGAAACACUCUCGAGAUGCGCAGCCUGAUUCCAAGUCAGCCAACAGCAUAUGCUCUGAUGCGGAGAUUGAGUCAGAAAGCCAUUACCCCGCCCAUCAAGGACUCAUUGAUCGGGUCACAUCUCUUGGUACGGACUCGAUCACUAAUCUCAAGAAACCUCUUACCCGAGCCCAGGCCAGAAGACAACAACCUAUGCAACAGUCUUCAAACCAUUCGACAGAGAAAACGCUUCGACAGAAGCUUAAUGCAACAGAGAAACGGAAGCUUCGUGAGCUCAAGAGCAAAAAUUGGACUCUGAGGCAAAUUGGGCCUCAUUUUGCCGAUAUAGAUAUGACCUGGUUAAGGCAAGCUUGGAUGGAUAUCAAACCCCCUCAGCGAUGCACUCGAUCACGGGCAACUCAGAUAGCUUAG